GCUUUGGCACCAGCCCUCUGUGCCGGGAUGUCCGGCGGAAUCCGCCGCGCAGUUUCUCCUCUCCACUCUCCCCCCCUCACGCGUUCAUCGUUCUCCCUACUAAUCCCCCUCUCCCUCCCUCUCCGGCCUCACUGGAUACUGCCGCUGCUCGGCGCGACCGACUGGCAUCUCUGGACCGGAGCGAGUGAUUGCUUGGUCGUCCCAGAUCCAACAGUAUAGUAUUCAAGAAGUGGUGCCACCCACCGCAAACACCUGGGGGAGUAGUUGGCGGCGACCCGGCCAUUCAAGACUCACCUCGGUGGUGCCUGCGGGGAUAUUCGGUGCCCUCGCCACUCCCCCCGCCCCAGUUCUUGCUCCCUCGCCGGAGUUCGUCCGGCCGCCGCGAUGCAGCAGCAGCAGCGGCAAGGUCACGACAUACUAAAUCUGCAGCGGGAGGUGAAGACGCGGUGGCUCAAGCCCAGAGAGGUUCUUGACAUAUUGCAGAACUGUGAGCUGUUCGGGAUCCAAAACAGGACCCCUCAGAGGCCACCGAGUGGUUCUUGGUUCCUUUUCAACCGUAGGGUACAUCGCUUCUUCCGGAAUGAUGGGUAUGUGUGGCAGAAAAAGAAGAAUGGAAAGAGCGGCAAUGAAGCACAUGAGUACCUUAAGGUUGAUAAUGUAAAGGCUCUGAAUUGCUACUAUGCUCGUGCAGAAAAUAAUCCUAGAUUCAUGAGGCGGAUAUAUUGGAUGCUUGAACCGGCUUAUGAGCACAUCGUUCUUGUCCACUAUAGAGACGUUCUAGAGGGCAGCAUUUCAGUAUCAGUGCUAAACGGUUCGCCAACAUCCAAUCAGAAUGGCAGUGCUAGCAGAGCUGAUGCACAUAGUUCGCCAGGGUUGACUAGUGAGAUAGUUGCGCCACUUCUCAACUCGUGCAGCCCAGGAUCCGCGGAAGAAGUUAGUUCCCAGAUCCCGACCAUAAACAAUGAAACAAAUGAUAUAAGUCUAUUUGAUUGGCGGCGGACACUUGAAAUGCAGCUGAGUCUGGAAAACAAGGAACGUCAUGAUGUUAACACUGAUGAGGUUCUGCCAAAUCAUGAUCCUAUUCCUGCGCAUGGGAUACAGAAUGAAGAACUAGACGCAUGUAUAAACCUUGCAGAUGUCUUUGAUCUGGGGUUUAGGGAAGACAACCAUGCUGAAGGAAGUCACCCUUAUCCCGAUCCUAUCGAUGUCCUGAAAUAUUCAGAAACAUGGUUGGAGGAUGACCAACUUAAAUCUAUUCUACAUUCAGCUCCUGUGACAAUUGAUGAAAACCAAUGGUUCCAUCUUCAUGAGGUUUCUCCAGAAUGGGCAUUUUGUUCUGAAAGUGCUAAGGUUGUCAUUGUAGGAGAUUUCCCUUGCAACCUCUCCAAUAGUUCAUGGGUGCUAUUUGGUGAUGUUAAAGUACCUGCGGUAGUUGUCCAGCAAGGUGUCAUCCGUUGUUAUACUCCACCAUACCUUGGUGCUGGAAAGGUGAGAAUGUGCAUGCUCGAUGAGAAUGGGAAACCUUGCACUGAAGAUCGAGAAUUUGAAUUCGUUGAAAAGCCUACCAACACAAUGAUUAAUGGGAACGGGAAACCCUGCAGUGAAGCACGAGAAUUUGAAUUCCAACAGAGGCCUACCAAAAGUGACAAUGGGCUGUUGUUGCUGAUUAACUAUGUGCAGAUGCUUUUUGAUAGUCAUGGCUGUGAACUCUUCUCAAAGUUCAGGUUGCCACUCCCAAAUGCUCGGUCUGGAUUCCCAGUUAACCCCUCAGAGAUUAUAGGGAGAACAUGUGAGCAGUUGGACCAUGAGAAUGCAGUAAAUUGCAUCAUGGAAGUGAUGCUUAACAAUAAGUUCCAGGACUGGCUAUCAUCCAAAUUUGAACAGAAUAGUGAAGGGGAGUAUUUGCUUCCUAAGCAAUACCAUGGUGUGAUACAUACAAUUGCUGCAUUGGGAUACGACUGGGCUUUGAAACCGCUGCUUAGUAACGGCGUGCCUAUAAACUACCGUGAUGCAAAUGGAUGGACUGCUCUGCAUUGGGCUGCACGAUUCGGAAGGGAACAAAUGGUAGCGGUUCUUGUUGUUGCAGGCGCUGCUGUGGGUGCACUUUCAGAUCCAACAGCGGAAGACCCUGCUGCCAAGACACCUGCUUCGAUUGCGUCUGCCUAUGGUUUCAUAGGCAUCUCUGCAUUCCUUUCAGAAGCACAACUAACCAGUACCCUUGAUUCUCUGGAAUCAAAAGAAAAUGGGAAACCCGUAGAUCAUAAUGGUGGAGUGAGUACAUCUAGUGCUGUGGAUAGAGUAUCAGAUAAAUGUGCACAUGUGGAUGGUGGAACUGAUGAUCAGCUUGCACUUAAGGAUUCUCUAGGAGCUAUCCGAAAUGCUGUUCAAGCUGCCGGACGCAUACAAGCUACCUUCCGUGUGUUUUCCUUAAAAAAGAAGAAACAAAAGGCUCUUCAGAAUGGAGAUAGCUCUGCUUCGCCAUCUAUGCUCGAAAGAGCUACAUUAUCUAUCCAGAAGAACUUCAGGUGCUGGAAGAAAAGUAAGGAAUAUCAGAAAAUUCGGAAAAAUGUCAUCAAGAUUCAGGCACGGUUCAGAGCUCACCGAGAAAGAAACAAGUACAAGGAGUUACUUCAAAGUGUUGGCAUCCUUGAGAAGAUCAUGCUGAGGUGGUUCCGAAAAGGCGUUGGUCUGCGAGGAAUCAAUAGCAGGGCGAUGCCAAUCGACCAAGACGAGGAAGAAGACAUCGUCAAGGUUUUGGAAACAGCUGUCAGUGAGGCUGUUUCGAGGGUAUCGGCUAUUGUCGGUUGCCCUGUCGCAAGGCUGGACUACCGCAGGAUGCUCGAAAUGCACCAACAAGCAAAGAUUGGCCAUGGAAAGUAGCUGAUCUGGCACCAGCUAUGUUGGUGACAGAGCACUGGGCACACACUAUCCUGUGUCCUCCUCCCCUGUUAAAUGAUGAUCUGGAAAGCAGCUGGCUUCCUGAAGAGCAGUAAAAGCCUUGGUGAGUAGUGGAUCCUGCCCAAAUCAGAAGGAUUUACCAACAAAUUUCAGUACCAUCCUCCUCC
Molecule: messenger RNA, 3065 nt
Organism: Triticum urartu
Lineage: Eukaryota; Viridiplantae; Streptophyta; Magnoliopsida; Poales; Poaceae
Product: calmodulin-binding transcription activator 4
Biological process (GO): regulation of transcription by RNA polymerase II
Cellular component (GO): nucleus
Molecular function (GO): double-stranded DNA binding; protein binding; transcription coregulator activity
Source: RefSeq, a predicted model, not a curated record